Molecule: messenger RNA, 2553 nt
Organism: Closterium sp. NIES-67
Lineage: Eukaryota; Viridiplantae; Streptophyta; Zygnematophyceae; Desmidiales; Closteriaceae
Source: the annotation of a GenBank genome assembly
AGUGCUUGAGCUGCUAUCUAGGUUGGGGUCGCGAGCACAUCUUCUCUAGAAGCUCUCGUUUCUGGUGCAAGUGCAACCCUUUUCGUCACGCACAAUUUUCAUACUCCUCCAUCUCGCCUCAAUCAUCUAGGGUUUCACCGCCCUGGUUUGGGAAGACGAUAACAGCGUUUUUGCCAGGAACUCCCAGCUGCCAUGCACACAGCCGAUGAAGGUCUACCAUCCAGGUUCUUCGAUCAUUUCACUAUCCCUACAUCUCACUAGCCAUUUAGUGCUUUUCUGCACCGCGCGACCUCUUGGGUUCGCCAGCCAUUGAAUCGACGUGGCCCCGUAUCCAGUCUUCAUGUUCUGACCUAAAACGCUGGGUACCGUCAUUGCUGCCAUCGAGUCCGUUCAGCUGAGGCGCAGCAUCUGAAUGUCCUGACGCCUUUUGUUAAUUCUACGGUCUCUAACUAAGUAUCGGUUGGGAGAAUCGGAUUCGAGAGCAUUCUAGUCGACAGUUUAAACUUCGCCAGGUUCUAGCUACCAGAACCGUAAAUUUAGGGUUAGACUCCUUUUCGGGAAUGCCGCCAUCGACUCAGCAACAACGUGUCGGUCCUGUUGCGGUACCUGCCGGUACCGCUCUGAACCGAGAUCGGCAGGCGAACCGGCAGAGGGACAGGCGGGAGAACCAGGAGAACGAGGGGGCGGCUAAUAUGGCGAAUAGCGUGAAGCGCCGGGAGGUUAGGAAUCACCUGAGAGGCCUUCAGGCGCAAGUUGCGGAGUGCUCCAACCGCAACGAGCUGAGCAUCGGGUCGUCCAAGUUUGAAGAGAUUCUGGAUAAAGCCAACAAGCUGACGACCGACUUGGGCGCCUCCAGGGACGUGAAGGUGCAGAUGCGCGAGAAGCUUAUGGACGCCGACGUGCUGGACGGCCUCUCGCAGGUGCUCUCCCAGUCCACCGACGCCCUCGUGCGCUGCCACGCCGCCACUCCCGAGCAGUUUGUUGCGGCGCUUAGGAAGAAGUACCUCGGAGGGGAAGGAGGAGGAGAGGGGGAGGAGGGUGUGCUGGAUUGGGUGCAGAUGGGGAGGGAUUUCGGGCUUGAGCUGGUGCGGCCGGCUUGGACAAUCGGCACCAUGCUGGGGCCCAUGGAGGCGGAGGCACCCAAGCGCAGGGCGGCAGGAGUGAGGCGCAAGAGAGAGGCGGUGGGGGCCACUGUGGUUCCCGCGCAGUUGAACAAGGGGAAGGGCAAGGACGGGGAAGGAGCAGGGGGAGAGGGGGGCAGCAAGGAGACGGCAACGGAGGGCACGGUGAAGGAGAUGUAUCGGAGGCUCAAGAGGGCGCCGCAGCACCGCGUGCAGCUGCCGCACCUGCUGCUGUCGCGGUCGUCCUUUGCGCACACGGUGGAGAACAUGUUCGCGCUCUCGUUCCUCGUCAAGGAAGGCCGCGUGGGGCUGAGGCCCAACCCUGUCUCGGGAGCUACUGUCGAUCUCCGCCCGCCUGCUCCGGAGCCCGCGUCUAGCAGCGGCCAGGCCAACGGGCAGUUCGUCAUGCGCUUGGACAUCAACGACUGGAAGAAGCUGUGCCAGUCUGUUCCUGAGGGAGACGAGGUGAUGAGUGCCCGCAUGCCAAGAGGGGGAGGGGCAGGAGAGGGAGGAGCAAGAGCAGCAGGCGGAGCAGGAGAAGCAGCAGAAGCAGGAGGGGCGGAUGGGGCGUUCUAUCAGACGCAGCAGCAGCAUGAGGCGCCGGUUCGCAAGAUCAGCCGGAAUCGCGCGAGGGAGACGGAGAGUCGGGCAGGGGGAGGGGUAGGAGGGGGGUACGGUGGAGGGAGGGGGGGCGAAGGGGAGGAGGAGGACCUUGGUGGGGGUGGGAGGUUGAGGAAGAUGAGGAGGAUGGGGUGAUACUGGUGGGGUCAUGUGGUGCUGGUGGGGGUGUGAUGCUGGUGCGGUGCUGCUGGCGAUGGUGGUGGUGGUGAUGGUGUUGCAGCAGCACAGGAUUGUGAGGGUUAAAAGGUUGACUGACAUUAAUGGUGUUCCUGCUGCUGCUGCUGCUGCUGCCACUGGUGGUGCUGGUGCUGGUGCUGGCACUGGUGGUGCUGGUGGUGCUGGUGAUGGUGGUGCUAAUGGCUAAUCCAGCGUUGAUGCUGUUCUGCUGAUGGGUUUCAUAGGAUUGUGAGGGUUGUUAGGAUUGACGUGGCAUCAGUGCUGUUGCUGCGCUUGCUCCUGCUGACGUUUAGUGGUGAAGGGAGUAGGGUAAAGCAGAGGGCUGCUAACAGUAGGAGCAGCUGCUGGGGUUCGCGUCGCGGCUGAGGCAAUAAAGUUGUGAGAGUUUGUCGUACGAAGGAACACAGGCCAGGGGUUGGCAGUAGGUAGGAGAGCAGGAGGGAAAGUACCUUGGUGCCUCGAUGAGCAGGAUAGUAGCUUGUUUGAAUGCAGCAGGGUGGGCAGUGGGCACAUCUUGUGCUUCUUUCUACCCUUAGUAGGUUUGGUAGAGUCUGUCAAUAUGGUUAGAGUGCUGGGCUGGGUGUCAAUCUCUCCUCGUCACGCAAAGCAUUCAAAAUAAAGCAAAUGCCACGCU